This is a messenger RNA of Gallus gallus (chicken), 1147 nucleotides long. RefSeq lists its product as uncharacterized. The transcript is spliced from 9 exons. Bases 23 to 1147 code for a protein of 374 amino acids. The record is from RefSeq and is a predicted model, not a curated record. Lineage: Eukaryota; Metazoa; Chordata; Aves; Galliformes; Phasianidae.
CAUCGAUGGACUGACCUUCCACAUGAAAUUCUAUUACGACUUCCUUGACAAGCUGUCAGGGAAAGAGAAGUUCAGGAAAGCUCUUCUCAAGGCCCCCUGGCUGCUGGACAUGGUGGUGUCCCGAGCGGCACCGGUGGCCUCCCUGGCACUCUCUGGCUGCCUCGUCGUCUUUCCCAAGUUUCAAAUGGAGUUUGUACCCAAACCACCACCUGGGAUAUCCCGCAGGUCCUCAGGAGGCAUCCCUGCGGAGGGGAAACCAAAGGAAGAGGAGGCUUUGCCACCUCUCGCCCAGGGCAAGAAAGUGAGAUUUGCUGGCAAGCCAACCUUCAUCAAACGCUUGAGCUCGGACAGUCUAGAUGGAGGAAAACUCCGAAGGAUAAGGAGCUUACUGCGCAAGGAGAGCUCUACGUCCAGUCUGCUGCCAGCCAUCCCUGGAGUGCCUGAAGACCAAAAGCAGCCGCUGACCUGCCAGCUGCAGGGCCAGGCAGAAACAGACAGCCAAGAAGACCUGGGCCAAGCCCCAGGGAACCAAACACCGGCAGCUCCGUCUCGACCUCGCUGGCCCCUCAAUGGUCAGCGGCAGCUCCUUCCCGCCCCCGGUGGCAUCUCCCCGGAUGCGGGCAGCACCGAGACGGAAGCGCGGCAGGACGGGAGCGGUGCUGAGGACAGCGGCGCCGGAGGCCCCGAUGAUGGCCCAGGCAUGAAAGAGCCCAGAGCUCGUCGCUGGGGAAAGGCUGCGUAUGGCGUUGUGAAGGGAGAGGUGGAGGAGGGCUUUGAGCAGCACUGUGCAGGAAUGAUCGGCUGGCAGGAGCUGGGCAGCGGUACUGCAGCUCGUCUGGCAGCUUUGCAGCUGAGUUUGGAAGUAGAAGAUGUGGCUGUGAAAGAAGAAGUAACCGCAAUCGUAACAGCCAUAGAGCUGGAGGGGGCCUUUAAAGGCCAUCUCGUCCAACAGCCCCGCAACAAAGAGGGACACCGCAGCUCCAGCAGGCUGUCCAGGGCCUGGUCCAGCCUGGCCCUCAAAGGCUCCCCGUGCUCCAACCCCGCAUUUCCUGCCGAGCCCUGCCGUAAGGAACUCCUGGCACCCACGGAAAAGCCUCCCAGUCACCCCCCGACAGCAAAACCCCACGGCCGCACUGUAUCCCAGUAG